Alligator mississippiensis (American alligator) is the source of this 2114-nucleotide messenger RNA. It is a transcript of the gene PEPD, whose product is annotated as peptidase D. The transcript is spliced from 15 exons. Lineage: Eukaryota; Metazoa; Chordata; Crocodylia; Alligatoridae. The record is from RefSeq and is a predicted model, not a curated record. The coding region runs from base 58 to 1578 and encodes 506 amino acids. Gene Ontology annotation, molecular function: manganese ion binding; metalloaminopeptidase activity.
GGCCCCGCCCCCGCCCUCGCCCUCGCCCCGCGGCUCAGCUGACUGCCCGGUAGUCACAUGACAGGCGAAGCCCGGCGCGGCAACAUGGCGGCGGCGCAGGGACCCUGUUUUUGGCUGGGAAAAGAAACUUUGCAAGUGCCAGUAGCACUCUUUGCCCAGAACAGAAAGCGACUGUGUGAUCGACUGAGGCAGAAUAAGGAUGUCCAGAAGAAUUCCAUUGUCCUGUUGCAGGGUGGAGAGGACGCCCAGAGAUACUGUACUGAUACUGGCAUUGUCUUCCGCCAGGAAUCGUAUUUUCAUUGGACUUUUGGAGUGACUGAAGCAGACUGCUAUGGAGCAGUUGAUGUUGAUACUGGAAGAUCGAUUCUAUUUGUCCCCAAACUCCCUGAAAGCUACGCAGUUUGGAUGGGAAAGAUUCAUCCACCUGAGCACUUCAGAAAGAAAUAUGCUGUGGAUGAAAUAUAUUAUACAGAUGAGAUAUCCAGUGUCUUGGCUUCAAAGAAACCUUCUGUCCUCCUUACAUUGCGUGGUAUUAACACUGAUAGUGGACAUGUCUCCAGGGAAGCAUCAUUUGAAGGAAUCAGUCAAUUUAAUGUGAACAACAAGAUUCUUCAUCCUGAAAUUGCAGAAUGUCGUGUGAUUAAGACAGACAUGGAGUUGGAAGUUAUGCGCUACACCAAUAAAAUCUCCAGUGAAGCCCAUAAAGAGGUAAUGAAAGCUGUAAAAGUGGGGAUGAAAGAGUAUGAGAUGGAAAGCCUGUUCGAGCACUAUUGCUACACUCGGGGUGGCAUGCGCCAUACUUCUUACACUUGCAUCUGUGGCAGUGGAGAAAACUCAUCUGUUUUACACUAUGGACAUGCUGGAGCUCCGAAUGAUAAGACUAUUGGAGAUGGUGAUUUGUGCUUAUUUGACAUGGGUGGAGAAUAUUACUGUUAUGGUUCUGACAUUACCUGCACAUUCCCAGCAAAUGGAAAGUUCACUCCUGACCAGAGGGCCAUCUAUGAAGCAGUGCUUAAGUCUUCUCGGGCUGUCAUGAAAGCAGUCAGACCAGGGGUCGCCUGGCCUGAUAUGCACCGUCUGGCUGACAGAGUCCAUCUGGAGGAACUGACUAAAAUUGGCAUUCUGCAAGGCAAUGUAGAUGACAUGGUGAAGGUUCAUCUGGGUGCAAUAUUUAUGCCACACGGGCUUGGACAUCUACUUGGAAUUGAUGUGCAUGAUGUUGGAGGCUACCCAGAGGGAGUUGAGCGCAUUGACCUACCAGGUCUCAGAAGUUUGAGAACUGCCCGUGUCCUUCAGGAAGGCAUGGUACUGACCAUUGAACCGGGCAUUUACUUCAUUGAUCAUGUGUUGGACCAGGCUCUGAAGGAUCCUACACAAUCUUGCUUCAUUAAUAAUCAAGCCCUGCAGCGUUUUCGAGGAUUUGGUGGGGUACGGAUUGAGGAUGACAUUGCAGUGACAGCCAAUGGAAUGGAGCUACUAACAUGCGUCCCACGCACCGUAGAAGAAAUAGAGGCUUUCAUGGCAGAAGCCCAAGGCAGCACCAAGUCAUUUGACUGCUUGUCCAGCCAAAAGCAGUAAACUCCAUGUACUUGCUGUUUCCCGCUUAUCAGUUGUCCUUCCGAUUUAAGGCAGCAGCAUAUAAAAUAAAAUGAUUUAAUUCUGCAAAGCAACUGAGUCAGGCAAAGCAUUAGACUAGAAUGGUUAUUUCAUUAGAAAUUAAAUUAGAAAGCUUCAGCACCAUAUAUUCAGGUAGCUCUAAAUCUUGAUGCUUUCAAUCAACAUCUUAUAUUACGAAGUGCCAACAGAAUAAUGCUACAGGAUGAACAGCUGAAAUUAAAAACCUCAGAUCAUCUGUACCUUACCUCUUCCAGUAAUAUCUGCAUUUUCAUGGCAGUGACUUUUAUACAUGUCAAAUCUGUUAUCUGUAUGUUGUCUGUAAUCAUGAGAAAAUACCUAAGAAUUCCUGUUUGGGAAACUUAUCUCCACAAGUUUUCCAAGAUCUUUCUGUUAACUGGGAAUGGCUGAGACAAUGCCACCUGUUUUCCUUGUGAAUCAGUAUUUUGAUAUAAAUGAAGUGAACAAAAUAAGAUUUCUAAUAAAAAUUACCUCUGCAA